AUGGGGAAACAAGACGAGGUGUCGUUGUUGCACCCAAAGGUGCUCUUCAUGUCUGCAGGCGCCACGGCCACCGCAGCUCUCUCGUACAGAUUCUACUCUCGCUACGUUCGCCGAGUAAGAAGCUAUCUUGACUUGAGCCAUAACAUUCUCGAGGGAAAACGCAAGUUGUACGGAAAAGUGACAAGAGUGGGGGAUGGAGACAACUUCAAGUUUUACCAUACACCAGGAGGAGUUUUGCUAGGUUGGGGGUGGCUCCGCAAGAUCCCGACUAAACCUCUGGUGUUGAAAAAUGAAACCCUAAUGAUAAGGCUCUGUGGAGUCGAUGCUCCAGAAAACGCUCAUUUUGGAAAACCUGCUCAGCCUUACUCCAAGGAGGCGCUAGAAUGGCUUAAAGAUUUCUUGCUUGGCCGUAGCGUCACCAUCACUCCAUACUCUAUAGAUCAGUACAAGCGUGUUGUUGCUAGAGCCCAGGUGUGGAAGUGGACCGGAAGGAAAGACGUCAGUGCCGAGAUGCUUCGACAGGGUCUUGGUUUGGUCUACGAAGCCAAGUAUGGGGCCGAGUUUGGUGACAACGAAGCUUGGUAUAGAAAACUAGAGGCCAAGGCGAAAAGAAAGAAGAAAGGUCUAUGGUCGUUGGGGAGAAAGCUUGUCACUCCUGGCGAGUUCAAGCGUAAUUAG
Molecule: messenger RNA, 678 nt
Organism: Candidozyma auris
Lineage: Eukaryota; Fungi; Ascomycota; Pichiomycetes; Serinales; Metschnikowiaceae
Exons: 1
Coding region: 1-678 (225 amino acids)
Cellular component (GO): cytoplasm; mitochondrion
Source: RefSeq, a predicted model, not a curated record